Molecule: messenger RNA, 7514 nt
Organism: Xiphophorus maculatus (southern platyfish)
Lineage: Eukaryota; Metazoa; Chordata; Actinopteri; Cyprinodontiformes; Poeciliidae
Gene: dock9b
Product: dedicator of cytokinesis protein 9-like
Exons: 53
Coding region: 461-6724 (2087 amino acids)
Biological process (GO): positive regulation of GTPase activity; small GTPase-mediated signal transduction
Molecular function (GO): guanyl-nucleotide exchange factor activity
Source: RefSeq, a predicted model, not a curated record
CUUGAGUGAUUGAUGACAAGGGUAAGGAAAAGGAGGAGAGAAGGCAAACUGGAGAGAGAGCAAGUGCCUCGACGUUCGUAUCAGCCCCCCAGCAGGAGUGAGGAAGGAAGAAGAAUCAAACAAGCUGACGCCCUGCUUCGAAUGAAUGGACUGAAUGAACACACACCUUCCUUCAUCCCUCAUUCGUCCCUGCUGAGCAUCACACAGGAGGAUACAACUCGCCGACCCGUCUCCCAAGAUUCUCUGCUUUCCGAUAUACAGAGUCUUGGAUAAUAACAACAGCGGAUAAUUCUGAGUCUCCUCAACCGUGGACGUCAACCCUUUCAGUCCACCUGUAAGAAGGCUUUGCCUCGAUUUAAGACAAAGCUAAAGUUCGGAAGAUAUGCUUCGGGCUUCUGAUCCUACUGCCACCUGCAGUGGAGGCUCUUGAUCACUGUGGAAGCGAGUGUCCGUUUUCAUCAUGGGGUGCACAACCAGUGUGGUUCUGUUGGAGGGGUUGCGUUCCAUCCUCGAGAGGAACUGUACUUAUGUCAAAGGUUCUGUGGAGCUGGGGGCUCUGGAGGAGGAAGAGGAAGCGCAGAGUCUUUGGGGAUCUCAACAAUGGAUACCCACCACUGCUCUGGUAAAACCAAAAAUCAUAGAGCCUCUGGACUAUGAGAAUGUUCUCCUCCAGAGGAAGACCCAGAUCAUAAGCGAUGUUCUGCGUGAUAUGCUGCAGUUUCCUACGGAGGACUUCCAGAUCUCCACCCUGCGGCGCCAGGGACGGACUCUGCUCUCCACUGUGCCAGAGACUGCUGAGAAAGAAGCUUCCUCUCUGUUUGUCCAAGAGUGCAUUAAAACAUAUAAGUCUGACUGGCAUGUGGUCAACUACAAGUAUGAGGAGUAUUCUGGAGACUUUCGCCAGCUUCCACAUAAGGUGUUGAGACCGGAGAAGCUUGCUGCCCACGUGUUUGAAGUAGACGAAGACGUGGAAAAAGAUGAGGAUGCAGCCUCUCUUGGAUCUCAAAAGGGAGGCGUGUCGAAGCAUGGCUGGCUCUACAAAGGCAACAUGAACAGUGCAAUUAGUGUUACCAUGAGGUCCUUCAAGAGGAGAUACUUCCAUCUGGCUCAGCUGGGUGACGGCUCCUACAACCUCAACUUCUACAAAGAUGAAAACACCUCCAAGGAACCCAAAGGAACCAUCUUCCUUGACUCGUGCAUGGGGGUUGUUCAGAAUAGCAAAGUGCGUCGGUUUGCGUUUGAGCUGAAGAUGCAGGAUAAGACCACGUUCCUGCUGGCUGCCGACAGCGAAGCAGAAAUGGAGGAGUGGAUCAGCAUCCUGAACAAGAUUCUUCACAGCAGCUUCGAACAGGCCAUGCAGGAGAAAAGGAACGGCGAUCUGAAUGAUGAUGAGGAGCAUGGAAAAGCAGAGCUUUCCUCUGGAAACUUUCAAGACAACUUUCAGACUGCCAGAGAUAUUGAAUCCAGAAUGAGAAGUGAAGCUCGCCUAAAGCUGUUUAUUCUGGAUCCAGACACUCAGAAACUGGACUUUUCUGGCAUCGAACCAGAUGUGCGUCCGUUUGAAGAGAAGUUCGGGAAGAGAGUCCUGGUCAGCUGUCACAACCUGUCAUUCAACCUGCAGGGCUGCGUCACAGAAAACGAAGAGGGGCCCACCACUAACGUUGAACCGUUCUACGUGGUCCUGUCCCUGUUCGAUGUCCAGAACAGCAGGAAGAUCUCCGCCGACUUCCACGUGGAUCUCAACCACCCUUUGGUUCGCCAAAUGACAUGUGGUCAAGGCAACGGGUCCAAUUCGGAAAUCAUCGGCGAUGGUCCCCCAGAAGGCCUUGGCCUGGCUCCUCACUACCCCACACAGGGGGUCUUCUCUGUAACUUGCCCCCACCCAGAGAUCUUCUUGGUUGCCAGAAUUGAGAAGGUCCUCCAAGGGGGCAUCACCCACUGCACCGAACCUUACAUGAAGAGCUCAGACUCCACCAAAGUGGCUCAAAAGGUGUUGAAGAACACCAAGACAGCCUGCAGCAGACUGGGACAGUACAGGAUGCCGUUUGCCUGGGCUGCAAGGCCGGUAUUCAAGGAUGCAUCAGGAACUCUGGAGAAAAACGCUCGCUUCUCAGCUCUUUACAGACAGGACAGUAGCAAGCUGUCUGACGAGGACAUGUUCAAGCUCCUCACUGACUUCAGAAAACCAGAAAAAAUGGCCAAAUUCCCUGUGCUGUUGGGGAACUUAGAUGUUACUAUUGAUAACGUCGCACCGGACGUACCCAACUGUGUCACUACCUCAUACAUCCCUGUAAGAAACUUUGAACAAAAUGGUUCAGGCAGCGCUCUCCUGGAGGUGGAGGAGUUUGUGCCGUGUAUUGCUAAGUGCGCCCAACCAUUCACUAUAUAUAAAAACCACCUGUAUGUUUACCCAAAACACCUCAAGUAUGACGGACAAAAAUCGUUUGCAAAGGCAAGGAACAUUGCUGUAUGUGUUGAAUUUAAGGACUCUGAUGACGACGAAGCCCAGCAACUGAAGUGCAUCUACGGCCGACCCGGAGGACCUCUGUUCACCAAACAGGCUUACGCAGCCGUUCUCCACCACCAGCAUAACCCCGAGUUCUACGACGAGAUUAAAAUAGAGCUGCCGACUCAGCUGCAUGAGAAACAUCACCUUCUCUUCAGCUUCUAUCACGUCAGCUGUGACAACAAUAGCAAGAAGAAGGAUGUAGUAGAGACUGCUGUGGGUUCAGCUUGGCUGCCGCUCCUGAAGGAUGGCGGCAGGGUCAUCAUGAACGAACAGCAGCUUCCUGUCGCUGCAAAUCUACCUGCUGGCUACCUCGGCUCCCAGGAUGGCGCUAGCAAGCAAUCUGGCUCCGAGAUUAAAUGGGUAGAUGGAGGCAAACCGCUGUUCACACUCUCCACCCAUCUUGUAUCUACAGUUUACACCCAGGAUCAGCAUCUGCACAACUUCUUCCAACACUGUCAAAGCAUGGACAUGUCAGAGCAAGCCUCAGAGGGAGAGCUGAUUAAAUACCUGAAGAGUCUUCAUGCAAUGGAGGGACAUGUGAUGGUCAACUUCCUGCCCACAAUCCUCAACCAGCUGUUCUGCAUCCUCACCAGAGCAACGCAUGAGGAUGUGGCCAUCAAUGUUACCAGGGUAAUGGUCCAUGUGGUGGCGCAGUGCCAUGAGGAGGGACUUGAGCAUUACCUAAGAUCUUUUGUCAAGUUUGUGUUUAAGCCAGAGCCUUACUCAUCCAUCUGUCUAAGAACAGUUCAUGAAGAGCUGGCUAAAGCCAUGACGGCCAUUCUCAAGCCAUCCACUGACUUUUUAACAAGCAACAAGUUGCUAAAGCACUCAUGGUACUUCUUUGAAGCUCUGGUAAAAUCGAUGGCUUACUACCUCACGGAGAGCGGUAAAGUCAAACUCUCGAGGAACCAGCGUUUUUCCGCGUCCUUCUACCACGCUGUGGAAACUCUGGUCAACAUGUUGAUGCCGCACAUCACCCAGAAAUACAAGGAUAACCUUGACGCUUCUCGCAACGCCAACCACAACCUGGCACUUUUCAUUAAGCACUGCUUCACCUUCAUGGACAGAGGAUUUGUAUUCAAGCAGAUCAAUAACUACAUGAACUGCUUCGUGCCUGGAGACCCAAAGACUCUGUUUGAGUUUAAGUUUGAGUUCCUGCGGGUGGUUUGCAACCACGAGCACUACAUCCCUCUGAACCUUCCCAUGCCGUUUGGCAAAGGCAGAAUACAGAGAUUUCAAGAUCUGCAGCUGGACUACUCCCUGACCGACGACUUCUGCCGAAACCACUUCCUGGUGGGCUUGCUGCUGCGGGAGGUGGGCGGGGCCCUCCAGGAGCCCAGAGACAUCCGCCAGAUCGCCGUUCAGGUGCUCAAGGGACUCAUGAUCAAACACACAUUUGACGACCGCUACGCUGCUAAGAGUCACCAAGCCAGACUCGCCACGCUCUACCUCCCGCUGUUUGGCCUUCUUCAGGAAAACGUCUACAGGCUUGACAUCAAGGACUCGGCUCCCCUCAGCAACCACAAUAACAUGAGGGAAGACUCCCUUGUUCCAAACUCCAUGGUGACUCCCCAAAAACCUGGAAGCUACAUAGAAAACGCGCUCCACAAAGAUGUGUUUGGGGUCAUUUCUGGGACAGCCUCUCCUCACAGCUCCACUCCUAACGUGAGCUCGGUUCACCACGCAGACUCCAGAGGCUCUCUGGCCUCCACCGACUCUGCAAACAGCCUUCUGGACAAGAGCAAUGACAAGACCAACUCUUUGGAGAAGAGCCAGUGUGUGUCAGCAGUGGGCAGUACCGUGCUGCGCUGCGACAAACUGGACCGGGACGAGAUCGGAAACCUGCUCAUGUGCUUUCUGCACAUCCUCAAGAGCAUGUCAGAAGAAGCCCUGUUUGCAUAUUGGAACAAAGCAACUCCAUCAGAGUUAAUGGACUUCUUUACUCUAAUAGAAAUCUGCCUCCAUCAGUUCAGAUACAUGGGGAAAAGAUUCAUUGCUAGGAGUCAGGAGGGAGCAGGACUUGUAGCCGCAGACAGGAAGUCUCUGACUCUGCCUGUGUCUCGUAGCAGGGCGGGGAUCCUGCAUGCUCGUCUGCAGCAGCUGGGAGCUCUGGAGAAUGCUCACACCAUCAAUAACAUGUACUGCCACACAGAAGCGGACGUAAACAGCCAGUGCCUGCUGGAGGCCAACGUGUCUACAGAGGUCUGCCUGACUGUGCUGGACACACUCAGCACCUUCAUCAUGGGAUUCAAGACUCAGCUGAAUUCAGAUCUGGGUCACAACCCGCUGAUGAAGACGGUGUUCCAGGUGCAUCUGUGCUUCCUGCAGAUCCCCCAAUCAGAGGCUGCCCUCAAGCAGGUCUUCACCUCCCUCAGGACUUUCAUUUUUAAGUUCCCCUGCACGUUUUUCGACGGUAGGGCCGACAUGUGCGCCUCGCUCUGCUAUGAAAUCCUCAAGUGUUGCAACUCCAAGCUGAGCUUCAUCCGCAAUGAUGCGGCCCACCUUCUGUACUUUCUGAUGAAGAGUAACUUUGACUACACAGGCCGCAAGUCUUUUGUGCGAACCCACCUGCAGGUGGUGAUAGCUGUUAGCCAGUUGAUAGCUGAUGUCAUUGGGAUUGGGAGUACACGUUUCCAGCAGUCUCUCUCCAUCGUCAAUAAUUGUGCCAACGGUGACAAGAGCAUCAAGCACACAGCAUUCCCAUCAGAUGUGAAGGACCUGACCAAGCGCAUCAGGACGGUGCUGAUGGCCACCGAGCAGAUGAAGGAGCACGAGAACGACCCGGAGAUGUUGGUGGACCUCCAGUACAGCCUGGCCAAGUCCUACACCAGCACACCGGAGCUACGGAAGACCUGGCUGGACAGCAUGGCUCGCAUCCACAACAAGAACGGAGAUCUUUCCGAGGCAGCUAUGUGCUACAUUCAUGUUGCUGCUUUGGUUGCAGAGUAUCUGUGGAGAAAAGGUAUGUUUAGGCAAGGCUGCUCAGCGUUCAGGGUCAUCACUCCCAACAUUGACGAGGAGGCGGCCAUGAUGGAGGACGUAGGGAUGCAGGAUGUUCACUUCAGUGAGGAAGUCCUGUUGGAGCUGCUGGAGGAGUGUGCUGAUGGCCUGUGGAAGGCUGAGCGCUAUGAACUCAUUGCUGAUGUCUACAGGCUCAUCAUCCCCAUCUAUGAGGAGCGCAGGGACUUUGAGAAACUGACUCACCUCUAUGACACGCUCCACCGUGCCUACACCAAGGUGAUGGAGGUGAUGCACAGCGGGAAGAGACUGCUGGGCACUUACUUCAGAGUGGCCUUCUUUGGACAGGCUGCGGGCUUCUUUGAGGAUGAGGAUGGAAAGGAGUACAUCUACAAGGAGCCGAAGUUCACCCCCCUCUCUGAAAUUUCCCAGCGGCUCCUGAAGCUCUACUCUGACAAGUUCGGCCCAGAGAAUGUCAAGAUCAUUCAGGACUCUGGCAAGGUUAACCCUAAAGACUUGGACUCCAAGUACGCCUACAUCCAGGUGACUCACGUAACGCCUCACCUGGACGACAAGGAGCUGGACGAUAGAAAGACCGACUUCGAGAAGAGCCACAACAUCCGGCGCUUCGUGUUUGAGACGCCGUUCACCGUUUCGGGCAAGAAGCAGGGGGGAGUGGAGGAGCAGUGCAAACGACGCACCAUACUAACCACAACCCACUGUUUCCCCUAUGUUAAGAAGCGCAUUGCGGUCAUGUACCAGCACCAGAGUGACCUGAGCCCCAUAGAGGUGGCCAUCGACGAGAUGAGCGCCAAGGUGGGCGAGCUGCGUCUGCUGUGCUCGGCCUCCGAGGUGGACAUGAUCCGGCUGCAGCUCAAGCUGCAGGGCAGCAUCAGUGUUCAGGUCAACGCAGGUCCUCUUGCUUACGCCAGAGCCUUUCUAGAUGACAGCAGUGCCAAGAGAUAUCCAGACAACAAGGUUAAACAGCUGAAGGAAGUCUUCAGGCAGUUUGUGGACGCCUGCGGUCACGCGCUGGGGGUGAAUGAGCGGCUGAUUAAAGAAGACCAGCAGGAGUAUCACGAUGAGAUGAAGGCCAACUACAGGGACAUGACCAGAGAGCUGUCUGACAUCAUGCACGAACAGAUAAACCCGGUGGAGGACGGCACAAGGAGCACCCUGUCCGACUCUAUGGGCAUCUUUAACGCCAUCAGUGGCACACCUAACACCAACUCCCAGGGGUCAACCACCGUCCUCUGAGAAGGUCGCGUCACACCUGACCUCCAUCAUCAAUCAGAUUACCUAAGAAUGAAAUUGGGGCAAAUUUACAGACAAAUUCGUCUCUUGUUUCCUAUGGAGACUUUAUGUUACACUUUGACGGAUCUUCUUUUGUUGCAUUUUGUUUUGUCUGAGGGAAAAGCAUAAACUACAUGACGUCUGAACAAGCGUGCAACAACUGAACACAUGUUGUUUUCCCCUCUUUGGAGCGAUUCUUUCCAAGAGAGGGAUGACGCAUGAAGAACUUCGGGAUUUUUCAGUGUACAGACAGCUUUAAAAUGCAGAGAGAGAGAAAAAAAAAUCUACUGUUGUAAAUGUAUAUCUAUUACUGGUCAAAUGUUACUCAGUAUUUUUGAAUAACCUUUUUUUUAAAAAAAGAAAAAAAUUCCCAGUAAGAUCCAGUUAGAGCAGACGAAUUUUGUAUUAGAAUUUUUUUCCAAAAAAGAAAUGAAUUUUCUAUUUUAGACCAGUGGAGCUGUAUAUAACCUGUCUGAAGCCAAGUGAAUCGCAAUAUUUUGACCUAUUUUAUGAAAAGUUUGUGCAAUAAGUCAUUGCUACCAAGGCUACCUACGGGACAAAAGGACAGCCUUGCCAAAGAUGACAGACUAAAACCUAAACCAGGAUGAUGGCGUGCGAGUUUAUAUUUAGCCAUUUCUUUGUAUGUAAUCUAGAUUUGUUUUAUUAUCUGUGAUCUUAAAUUAAAUGGAAAACAUUUUACACAAUGCCUGUAAAUAUGUUUAAGACUUACAACUAAAUAAAACCUGACAUAAGA